GGAGGUGAUCAUGCACCAUGGCACUGGCCCCCAGAACGUCCAGCAUCAGCUGCAGAGGCCCAGGGCCUGCCCUGGCAGCGAGGGUGAGGAGCAGUCGGCCCACCCCAACCCACCCCCGUCCCCCGCAGCUCCCUUCGCUCCCUCAGCGAGCCCGUCGGCACCCCAGUCUCCCAGUUACCAAAUACAGCAGCUGAUGAAUAGGAGCCCUGCAGCCGGGCAGAAUGUGAACAUCACCCUGCAGAGCGUGGGCCCUGUCGUCGGGGGAAACCAGCAGAUCACACUGGCCCCGCUGCCGCUCCCCAGCCCCACCUCUCCGGGCUUCCAGUUCAGUGCUCAGCCUCGGCGGUUCGAGCACGGGUCUCCAUCAUACAUUCAGGUCACGUCCCCACUGUCCCAGCAGGUCCAGACCCAGAGCCCCACGCAGCCCAGCCCCGGGCCGGGGCAGGCCCUGCAGAAUGUGCGUGCAGGGGCUCCUGGCCCUGGGCUGGGCCUCUGCAGCAGCAGCCCCACGGGGGGCUUCGUGGAUGCCAGCGUGCUGGUGAGGCAGAUCAGCUUGAGCCCAUCCAGUGGCGGACACUUUGUGUUUCAGGAUGGGUCAGGACUCACCCAGAUCGCCCAGGGAGCCCAGGUUCAGCUCCAGCACCCGGGUACGCCCAUCACAGUCCGAGAGCGGAGACCCUCCCAGCCCCACACACAGUCAGGGGGCACCAUCCACCACUUGGGACCCCAGAGCCCUGCAGCCGCGGGUGGGGCUGGCCUGCAGCCCCUGGCCAGCCCAAGCCACAUCACCACGGCUAACUUGCCACCACAGAUCAGCAGCAUCAUCCAGGGCCAGCUGGUCCAGCAGCAGCAGGUGCUGCAGGGGCCGCCGCUGUCCCGGCCCCUGGGCUUCGAGAGGACGCCCGGCGUGCUGCUCCCCGGGGCUGGGGGCGCAGCAGGGUUUGGGAUGACGUCCCUACCCCCGCCCACCAGCCCUUCCAGGACUGCCGUGCCCCCAGGCCUUUCCAGCCUCCCACUCACGUCUGUGGGGAACGCGGGAGUGAAGAAGGCUCCCAGGAAGUUAGAGGAGAUUCCCCCAGCCUCUCCGGAGAUGGCGCAGAUGAGGAAGCAGUGCCUGGACUAUCAUUACCAGGAGAUGCAGGCUCUGAAGGAGGUCUUCAAGGAGUAUUUGAUUGAACUGUUUUUCUUGCAACACUUUCAAGGGAACAUGAUGGAUUUCUUAGCUUUCAAGGAGAGACUUUAUGGCCCAUUACAAGCAUAUCUUAGGCAGAAUGAUUUGGACAUUGAAGAAGAGGAGGAGGAGGAGGAAGAGGAGGAAGAAAAAUCUGAGGUUAUCAAUGACGAGCAGCAAGCCCUCGCAGGGAGCCUGGUAGCAGGGGCCGGAAGCACAGUAGAGACGGACCUGUUUAAGAGGCAGCAGGCGAUGCCCUCCACGGGUAUGGCAGAGCAGUCUAAGAGGCCUCGCCUUGAAGUGGGUCACCAAGGGGUAGUUUUCCAGCACCCGGGGGCGGACGCAGGCGUUCCUCUCCAGCAGCUAAUGCCGACCGCACAAGGAGGAAUGCCCCCCACGCCGCAGGCCGCGCAGCUCACUGGACAGAGGCAGAGUCAGCAGCAGUAUGACCCCUCCACGGGGCCUCCCGUGCAGAACGCCGCCAGCUUGCACACCCCACUGCCGCAGCUGCCCGGGAGACUGCCCCCAGCCGGUGUUCCCACCGCAGCCCUCUCCUCUGCGCUGCAGUUUGCACAGCAGCCGCAAGCAGUGGAGGCCCAGACACAGCUCCAAAUCCCAGUGAAGACUCAGCAGCCCAAUGUUCCCAUCCCUGCACCCCCCAGCAGCCAACUCCCCAUCCCUCCCUCGCAGCCUGCACCGCUGGCCCUCCACGUUCCCACGCCUGGGAAGGUGCAGGUGCAGCCCUCUCAGCUUUCCUCCCUGCCACAGACGGUGGCAUCGACAAGGCUUCCUGUGGACCCUGCCCCGCCCUGCCCACGGCCUCUGCCCACCUCUUCUACCUCGUCCCUGGCACCCGUGAGUGGCUCCGGCCCAGGACCCUCACCUGCUCGGUCCUCGCCAAUAAAUAGACCCUCCUCAGCAACCAACAAGGCACUGUCUCCAGUCACUUCCCGGACCCCAGGGGUGGCGGCAUCUGCCCCCACCAAGCCACAGAGUCCUGCUCAGAAUGCCACCUCGUCCCAAGACAGUUCUCAGGAUACGCUGACAGAACAGAUAACGCUGGAGAACCAGGUGCAUCAGCGCGUCGCGGAGCUGAGGAAAGCAGGUCUGUGGUCCCAGAGGCGUCUGCCGAAGCUGCAGGAGGCCCCACGGCCCAAGGCCCACUGGGACUAUCUGCUGGAGGAGAUGCAGUGGAUGGCCACAGACUUUGCCCAGGAGAGGAGGUGGAAGGUGGCCGCUGCGAAGAAGCUCGUUAGAACUGUGGUGCGCCAUCAUGAGGAGAAGCAGCUCCGUGAAGAAAGGGGGAAGAAGGAAGAGCAGAGCAGACUGCGGCGGAUAGCCGCCGCCACGGCCCGCGAGAUAGAGUGCUUUUGGUCGAAUAUCGAACAGGUUGUGGAAAUAAAACUACAAGUAGAAUUAGAAGAAAAAAGGAAGAAAGCCUUAAAUUUACAGAAGGUUUCCAGGAGAGGGAAAGAAUUGAGACCUAAAGGAUUUGAUGCAUUCCAGGAAAGUUCUCUGGAUUCAGGAAUAUCUGGAAGAAAAAGAAAAGCUAGCAUAUCUUUGACUGAUGACGAAGUGGACGACGAAGAGGAAACAAUUGAAGAGGAGGAAGCAAACGAAGGCGUUGUGGACCACCAAACAGAACUUUCUAAUUUAGCCAAGGAAGCUGAGCUGCCCCUCCUGGACCUGAUGAAGCUGUACGAAGGCGCCUUCCUGCCGAGUUCUCAGUGGCCCCGGCCGAAGCCUGAUGGGGAGGACACAAGUGGAGAGGAAGAUGCGGAUGACUGUCCAGGCGACAGGGAGAGUCGCAAGGACUUGGUUCUCAUUGACUCACUUUUCAUCAUGGAUCAGUUCAAAGCUGCCGAGAGGAUGAAUGUCGGGAAGCCAAAUGCCAAGGACAUUGCGGACGUCACUGCGGUGGCUGAAGCCAUCCUGCCCAAGGGCAGUGCUCGGGUCACAACCUCGGUCAAGUUUAAUGCUCCGCCUCUAUUGUACGGGGCUCUCAGAGAUUAUCAGAAGAUUGGCCUGGACUGGCUGGCCAAGCUCUACAGGAAGAAUCUCAAUGGCAUAUUGGCAGAUGAAGCUGGACUGGGUAAAACAGUGCAGAUCAUUGCUUUUUUUGCCCACUUAGCUUGUAACGAAGGUAAUUGGGGCCCCCAUCUUGUUGUUGUGAGAAGUUGUAAUAUACUCAAGUGGGAGCUUGAAUUGAAACGUUGGUGUCCCGGGCUCAAAAUCCUCUCAUAUAUUGGCAGUCACAGAGAACUCAAAGCAAAGAGACAGGAGUGGGCCGAACCCAACAGCUUCCACGUCUGCAUCACGUCCUACACGCAGUUCUUCCGGGGCUUCACCGCCUUCACACGAGUGCGCUGGAAGUGUCUGGUCAUUGAUGAGAUGCAGCGUGUGAAAGGCAUGACCGAGAGGCACUGGGAAGCGGUUUUCACCCUGCAGAGCCAACAACGCCUGCUUCUGAUCGACUCGCCGCUGCACAACACCUUCCUGGAGCUCUGGACCAUGGUGCACUUCCUGGUCCCAGGGAUCUCCAGACCCUACCUGAGCUCCCCUCUGAGGGCCCCCAGUGAAGAGAGCCAGGAUUACUACCAUAAGGUGGUCAUAAGGUUACACAGGGUGACACAGCCAUUUAUUUUGAGGAGAACUAAGAGAGAUGUGGAAAAGCAACUGACAAAGAAAUACGAGCAUGUUUUGAAGUGUCGCCUUUCUAACCGACAAAAAGCCUUAUACGAAGACGUUAUCCUACAACCCGGCACUCAGGAGGCCUUGAAGAGCGGGCACUUUGUCAAUGUCCUCAGCAUCCUCGUGCGGCUGCAGCGCAUCUGCAAUCACCCUGGGCUCGUCGAGCCCCGGCACCCAGGCUCUUCCUAUGUGGCGGGGCCCCUGGAAUAUCCGUCCGCAUCUCUAAUCCUGAAGGCACUGGAGAGAGAUUUCUGGAGGGAAACAGAUCUUUCUAUGUUUGAUCUCAUCGGCUUAGAAAAUAAAAUCACUCGUCACGAGGCAGAAUUGCUGUCUAAGAAGAAGAUACCCCGGAAACUCAUGGAGGAAAUCUCCAUUUCAGCAGCCCCAGCAGCCCGACCAGCAGCAGCAAAGCUGAAGGCCAGCAGGUUGUUUCAGCCUGUGCAGUACGGCCAGAAGCCCGAGGGUCGCACCGUGGCUUUCCCCAGCACUCACCCGCCCCGGACGGCAGCCCCCACCACAGCCUCUGCUGCUCCACAGGGCCCGCUUCGAGGACGGCCGCCCAUCGCCACAUUCUCUGCCAAUCCGGAGGCAAAAGCAGCAGCAGCCCCGUUUCAGACCUCUCAGGCUUCCGCCAGUGCUCCACGACACCAGCCCGCCUCGGCCUCCAGCACAGCCGCUAGCCCGGCCCAUCCUGCGAAACUGCGGGCCCAGACCACAGCACAGGCCUCCACCCCAGGCCAGCCCCCGCCCCAGCCCCAGGCCCCCUCGCACGCGGCCGGGCAGAGCGCGCUGCCUCAGAGGCUGGUGCUCACCUCGCAGGCCCAGGCCCGCUUGCCUAGUGGCGAGGUAGUGAAAAUAGCUCAGCUGGCAUCCAUCGCAGGACCACAGAGCCGCGUGGCUCAGCCGGAGACGCCGGUGACACUGCAGUUCCAGGGCAGCAAGUUCACCCUGUCGCACAGCCAGCUCCGGCAGCUCACGGCGGGCCAGCCGCUGCAGCUGCAAGGCAGCGUCCUCCAGAUCGUGUCCGCCCCCGGGCAACCCUACCUUCGAGCCCCUGGCCCCGUGGUGAUGCAGACCGUGUCUCAGGCGGGCGCUGUGCACGGCGCCCUGGGAAGCAAGCCCCUGGCCGGCGGUCCCAGCCCUGCACCCUUGACCCCACAAGUUGGCGUUCCGGGCCGUGUGGCGGUGAAUGCCUUGGCUGUGGGAGAACCUGGAACGGCCUCCAAACCAGCUUCUCCCAUUGGAGGGCCAACCCAGGAGGAGAAGACCAGACUCUUGAAAGAGCGCCUGGAUCAGAUUUAUUUGGUCAACGAGCGGCGCUGUUCUCAAGCUCCAGUCUAUGGCAGAGACUUGCUAAGGAUUUGUGCCCUGCCUGGCCACGGAAGGGUACAGUGGCGUGGGUCCCUGGAUGGCCGUCGUGAGGAGGAGGCCGGGCCAGCACACAGUUACGCUUCAUCCUCAGAAAGUCCAAGUGAGCUGAUGUUGACGCUUUGUCAGUGUCGAGAGUCUCUGCAGGAUGUUAUUGACAGGGUUGCCUUCGUGAUUCCUCCGGUGGUGGCAGCACCCCCGUCCCUAUGGGUGCCGCGGCCGCCACCCCUGUACAGCCACAGAAUGAGGAUCUUCAGGGAGGGCCUGAGAGAGCACGCUGCACCUUACUUCCAGCAGCUGCGGCAGACGACGGCUCCGCGCCUGCUGCAGUUCCCUGAGCUGAGGCUGGUGCAGUUCGAUUCAGGGAAGCUGGAAGCUUUAGCUAUCUUGCUUCAGAAGUUGAAAUCUGAAGGACGUCGGGUGCUGAUUUUAUCACAGAUGAUUCUUAUGUUGGACAUUUUAGAGAUGUUCUUGAACUUCCAUUACCUCACCUAUGUAAGAAUCGAUGAAAAUGCCAGCAGUGAGCAACGGCAGCAUCUUAUGUCCUUUGUUUGCAGGCUUGUGAGUGGCAAUUCCAUUGAAGAGAAAUUGUUGAAAAAUGGAACUAAAGAUUUGAUCCGAGAAGUGGCUGCUCAGGGAAAUGACUACUCCAUGGCAUUCUUAACUCAGCGAACCAUCCAGGAGCUGUUUGAGGUUUAUUCUCCCAUGGAUGAUGCUGGCUUCCCGGUCAAAGCUGAGGAGUUUGUGGUGCUUUCUCAGGAACCUUCUGUCACGGAAACCAUUGCACCCAAAAUUGCAAGACCUUUCAUAGAGGCCCUCAAGAGUAUUGAGUAUCUGGAGGAGGAUGCUCAGAAGUCCGCAGAGGAGGGGGUGCUGGGACCACACACUGAUGCGCUGUCCUCAGACUCUGAGAACAUGCCAUGUGAUGAAGAACCGUCCCAAUUAGAGGAACUAGCUGACUUCAUGGAGCAGCUUACACCAAUUGAAAAAUACGCUUUAAAUUACCUGGAAUUAUUCCAUGCUUCCACUGAGCAAGAAAAAGCGAGAGAUAGUGAGGACGCAGUGAUGACUGCAGUGAGGGCAUGGGAGUUCUGGAACCUGAAGACCCUACAGGAGAGGGAGGCCCGGCUGCGGCUGGAGCAGGAGGAGGCGGAGCUCCUGACCUACACCCGAGAGGAUGCCUACAGCAUGGAGUAUGUCUACGAAGAUGUCGAUGGGCAGGCAGAAGUCAUGCCGCUCUGGACCCCGCCCACCCCGCCACAGGACGACAGUGACAUCUAUCUUGACUCGGUCAUGUGUCUCAUGUAUGAAGCCACUCCCAUCCCAGAGGCUAAGCUGCCCCCCGUGUAUGUGAGGAAGGAGCGGAAGCGACACAAAACAGACCCCUCAGCUGCAGGCAGGAAAAAGAAGCAGCGUCACGGGGAGGCAGUCGUCCCUCCUCGGUCCCUGUUUGACCGAGCGACACCAGGCCUCCUGAAAAUUCGCAGAGAGGGCAAGGAGCAGAAAAAGAAUAUUCUGCUGAAGCAGCAGGUGCCGUUCGCCAAGCCCCUGCCAACUUUUGCCAAACCCACAGCCGAGCCUGGUCAAGACAACCCCGAGUGGCUCAUCAGUGAGGACUGGGCGCUGCUGCAGGCUGUAAAGCAGUUACUGGAGCUGCCUUUGAACCUCACAAUCGUGUCACCUGCUCACACACCUAAUUGGGAUCUUGUCAGUGACGUCGUUAACUCCUGUAGCCGAAUCUACCGCUCUUCCAAACAGUGCCGGAAUCGCUACGAGAACGUCAUCAUUCCACGAGAGGAGGGGAAGGUAAGCGCGGUCUUGUUUGUCCUCCGAGGAGAACACAGGCAGGACCGCAUCCAGAGCCCCCACACCAGCAGCGUCUGCAUGCUCUGCUGUGCCCACGUUGCCAGUGUCCACACCCCUCAGGGGAUGUGCUGUCCCACUUCCAGGGCACUUGCCAUGCUGGUGUGUGGGGACCACUGCCUUUCAGUUCACCUCGUGGAGCCCAUCCAAACAGGAGCUGUGGGCAUGUCUUCUUGCAUGGGACAGGCGGGCAGCCAGCCGCCAGCAGGGCCACCAGCUGUCCAGUCUCAACCCCAGCCACAGCCCCAGACCCAGACGCAGCCUGUGCAGGCCACAGCGAAGGCGCAGCCCGCAAUCACGACGGGGGGCAGCGCGGCCGUGCUGGCAGGAACCAUUAAAACGUCAGUUACUGGGACAAGCAUACCCACUGGCACCGUGAGUGGAAAUGUGAUCGUGAACACCAUCGCUGGGGUCCCGGCUGCCACCUUCCAGUCCAUCAACAAGCGCCUGGCGUCACCAGUGGCUCCUGGAGCCUUGACUACGCCGGGAGGCUCUGCUCCUGCCCAGGUGGUGCACACCCAGCCCCCGCCACGGGCAGUCGGCUCCCCAGCCACAGCGACCCCUGACCUGGUGUCCAUGGCAACGACUCAGGGUGUUCGAGCAGUCACUUCUGUGACAGCCUCGGCCGUGGUCACUACCAGCCUGACCCCAGUGCAGACCCCGGCGCGGUCUUUGGUGCCCCAGGUGUCCCAAGCCACAGGAGUUCAGCUCCCUGGAAAAACCAUCACACCUGCACAUUUCCAGCUUCUCAGGCAUCAGCAACAGCAGCAGCAGCAGCAGCAGCAGCAACAGCAACAGCAGCAACAGCAGCAGCAGCAGCAACAGCAGCAGCAGCAGCAGCAGCAGCAGACGACGACGACUUCUCAGGUGCAAGUUCCGCAGAUCCAAGGCCAGGCCCAGUCUCCAGCACAGAUCAAAGCUGUGGGCAAGCUGACGCCGGAACACCUCAUCAAAAUGCAGAAGCAGAAACUGCAGAUGCCCCCGCAGCCCCCGCCGCCACAGGCCCAGUCUGCGCCCCCGCAGCCAACAGCCCAAGUGCAGGUGCAGGCCUCACAGCCCCCGCAGCAGCAGAGCCCCCAGCUCACCACGGUCACGGCCCCAAGGCCUGGAGCCCUGCUGACGGGCACCACCGUGGCCAACCUCCAGGUGGCCCGGCUUACCCGGGUUCCCACUUCUCAGCUGCAGGCGCAAGGGCAGAUGCAGACCCAGGCACCCCAGCCAGCCCAGGUGGCCUUGGCGAAGCCUCCAGUGGUGUCCGUCCCGGCAGCUGUGGUCUCCUCGCCGGGAGUCACCACCCUGCCCAUGAACGUCGCGGGGAUCAGCGUGGCGAUCGGUCAGCCACAGAAGGCAGCAGGACAGACCGUGGUGGCCCAGCCCGUGCACGUGCAGCAGCUGCUGAAGCUGAAGCAGCAGGCCGUCCAGCAGCAGAAGGCCAUCCAGCCGCAGGCUGCCCAGGGCCCGGCAGCUGUCCAGCAGAAGAUCACUGCACAGCAGAUCACCACCCCUGGCGCGCAGCAGAAGGUCGCCUACGCCGCACAGCCGGCCCUUAAGACCCAGUUUCUUACCACACCCAUCUCCCAGGCCCAGAAACUGGCCGGGGCCCAGCAAGUGCAGACCCAGAUCCAGGUUGCAAAACUUCCUCAAGUUGUUCAGCAGCAAACACCCGUGGCCAGCAUCCAGCAAGUUGCCUCUGCUUCCCAGCAGGCUUCUCCACAGACUGUGGCGCUCACGCAGGCGACAGCGGCCGGGCAACAGGUGCAGAUGAUCCCUGCAGUGACUGCGACUGCCCAGGUGGUUCAGCAGAAACUCAUUCAGCAGCAAGUGGUGACCACGGCAUCGGCCCCGCUCCAGACCCCAGGCACUCCCAACCCAGCCCAGGUGCCCACCAGUUCUGACAGCCCAAGCCAGCAGCCCAAGUUACAGAUGAGGGUCCCUGCUGUCAGGCUAAAGACACCCACUAAGCCUCCGUGCCAGUAGUCAGGGCAACAGGGCUGCCUCUCAUCUAAAGCAAAACUACCUUCCUCACAGAAAACGCUUUAUUUGUGAACCUCGGGACAAUGUCAUGCAAGAUAUUCAGCACUGGGAAAGAUAUAAUUGAAACAAAGUAGUGUAAUCAUUUUAUUAAAAUGCAUCCCGCACUGCAGGACAAAUGGUCCUUAUGGAGCACCCCCUUCUCUGUACUAUGUGACUCAUGGAAAAAGUGACAACGCGGUUUCUUCUAAAUCAUUUCGCCUUUCAGACCCCACCCGCACCGGUCCCCCAGAGCCUAGUCCUGUGUUCUGAAGGCCAUUUCGAAUUUCUUUGUGAGCGUGUAGUGCUUUGCGUGCCACAGAAGCCGUCUAGCGUGUGAGGAGCAUACGGUGGACUUUCUAAAGAUAAGACGUGCCAUGUGCCAGAGUUUAGUUCUUUAUACCUUACUGAAAAAUGCCUCAUGGUCUUCGUAGAGGAGAAGGCCUGUCUAAAGUAAAUCAUCCGAGAUUGGUUUUCCAUUCCAAAGAAAGCCAAUAUGGUUCUUUCCUUCCCUCCUAAAAUGUGACUUAACUUUUAAGAGAAAUGUCCUAACACCCACCUAAACACGCAAGGCACGUUCCUGGCUUGUGUUCAAGGGAAAUCAUCAGUCAUUGCACUGUUAUUCCAAAGAGCAGCCAACAGUGGCUUCCCCCAGGCCCACCCCGCAAUGGGAUUGGCUUUCGUUUAAUGGAAACUUCUGGGACUGAUGCCUAACUCAGUGCACUCAAGAUGCAUCUCCAGCUUUUGGAGGAAGCUGGUGUUUGAUGUAGUGUGUUAAACAGCUCCUGAGAACCUUUGGGACGCUCCGCCAUGGCUGGCGUGAGGCCCAGAGGACCACGCAGAGGCAACGUUAGUACAGAUGUCAUGGCUGAGGGGACGAUGGGCCCGGACUCAGGGAGCCAGGGCGAAUGUGACAGACACCCCUUGCUGCCACAGCCAGCCCUUUGACAAAGGCGGGCUCGUGAUUCUGGAAGUAUUGGCUAUAGUGGUGGGCCCAGUCAGCUCUUCCUUGUGGACUUGUGACAGCAGGUUUUCUCUCAGAUAAGCUUGUAUGGUUCUGCUGUUGUGGAAGAAAGGAAGCCCAGUAUUUGCUACUGGUUUUCGCUUUUUUACUAUGACGAGAAAAUAAAUGCAAUUUUAGUGGAAUUGACUGACUGACAAUGUGUCCUUCCUUUGAAGUUUUCACCAAAACAAAAGGGUCCAUAUCUAAUAAUAUCCUUUGUGCUCUGGCUUGAUUUUGGCCUAUUUUACAUUAUUUGGUCCAGGAAAUUAGGUUAUAUUAGGAUUUUUUGUAUACUAAAAAUCAGUUACGGCACCAUAAAGAUUUUCCAUUUUUACAUUGUAUUUCAUCUGCUUCCUCUCCAUUCUCUCACUUUAAGUGACAUUGAGGAAGGUAUUCUGUCCCGUAUGUUUCGGUGGACAGCGAUACGGCAGGAUUCAGUGAAAUCAACUGGGGAGCUCACUUUUGAGCUCUUGAUAAGAAAUUUGGAGAAAAGUAAAAAUCAAGCUUUGAUAAAACAGAAGAAAUUAAUCUUUUAGUUAGGUGAACAUAUGAAAGCAGAGGACUGGAAUCUGUUUCUUCUAACCAAACUCGUUCUCCCUGACUCGGCAUGUGCCGUGAGAGCGCAGCUUGCCGGAGGGAGGGCCGCUGUGUGGGCCUCGGAUCUGGCUCCCGGUGGAAAUGUUUACUCCUCCUCAUCCAGAAAUGUGCAGAACUGAAGUGUUUAGAAAUUCUGCCUUUGUCAUCUGUUUUAAUUUGCGUGCCCUGUUCGGUUUUUUUGUCUUUCCCAAAUCUUGCUGUUCUCUUUAUAGGUGAAGAUAAAAUGUUGAGUGCACUUACUUUAGAAUAUCCUAGCCAUAACUUAAGUAAAAGCGCUCUAUUCAUCUGAAACACUGCAAGAGAAUUUAGCAACAUCUCUCAAAAGCUUUUUUGGAGAGAUGAACGGGAUUCUGAAUAUUUGCAAUGUGGAGUUCCAGCCCCGAUCUCACGUCAGUGAGGGUCUCCUGUCGAGAUCUCAAGUGUGUUUCCUUUGGCUGUUCUCUAAUACAAAAUAUGGACAUAUUUUUACUCGUAGCACUCAAUUUAGUAACUUCUAGAUGCUACCGUUGACCUGAGUUAAUUUCACUUUGUCUUGUAAGUAAAAAUUCUCCUUUCAGUAUAUUAUUUUCUUGGCCUUCCGUUUUAAAGGUUAAAGUUUCUAACCUAAGAAUUAAGUACGCGUUCAGGAAGCUGUUGUCUAGGCCCCUUGUGAAUCUGGGUUCAUUCCAAUACGGCAAGUAAGAGUUGGAAACUUUGAGAACACGGACUGUAAUGGCAGCAGCCCAAAUACUGUCAGACUCUAAUUGGCCACCCUGGGAAACAGUUGCCCUGUUAUUCUUUAAAGAAAGACGUUUAUUCUAAUGAAAGCCAGACUGUUUUUAAAGCAUCUGGCAGGAGGCAGAAGGUUGGAUCCAAGCCCUUGUUCCGAUUUGGUGCCUGAUAAGAUGGGGGUUUCUCUUUUUGUGACCUUUAUUAUUAUUUUGUUAACUGUUGUAACCAGUUAGCUGUUGUGUUUUAAAAUAGAAAGGAACCAGACUGAAAUUGUAAAUACUUUGUAAACAUAAGCAUUUGUACUUGAAUAGUAGGAUUUUAAAGGGCAUUGAUAGCCUACCAAACAAAAGGCAAAAUAAAGUGACCUUUUUCUAUA
Mandrillus leucophaeus (drill) is the source of this 11790-nucleotide messenger RNA. Its product is annotated as E1A-binding protein p400. The record is from RefSeq and is a predicted model, not a curated record. Gene Ontology annotation, molecular function: ATP binding; ATP-dependent chromatin remodeler activity. NCBI's taxonomy places the organism in Eukaryota, Metazoa, Chordata, Mammalia, Primates, Cercopithecidae. The transcript is spliced from 49 exons. Bases 11 to 9070 code for a protein of 3019 amino acids.